AUGGAAAAAGCCAUGAGUGAUGAUGAGUUCUUUGAGGCCGUGCCACCAGGUUUCCAGUUUAGCCCUAGAGAUGACGAGCUUAUCCACUACUUAUCUUUGAAGAUCAACAACGAAAGUCUGCCUCGAACCAAGAUUCAUGACGUCGAAUUUUACAAAUUCGAUCCUGAUAUUCUUGCAGAGAUGUACAAACCGAGUGGGAAGAACCAAUAUUGGUACUUUUUCACCAAAAGGCAAAAGAAAUACAAAAGUGGGUCAAGGCCCAAUAGGGUCGCCGGUAAUGGAUAUUGGAGGGCCUCCUGUGCCAACAAGCCCAUCAUACACAAAGACAAGGAAAUCGGGCUCAGAAAGUCGUUGGUUCAUUACAGGGGAAAACCCGGUAAACAUACUAAGACGGGUUGGAUAAUGAACGAAUUCCUAAUUAAAGGCGAGGAGGACAAUUGGGCCAUCUGCAAGAUGUCCAAGACUGGCAAAGCGGGAAAAGGGCCCAAAGGAAAAGCAAUUAUCGACGAGAAUAAAGAUUCCAAUACAAAUAAAGUCAUAUUGCCCGACCUGUCCUCCGAGCCCAGCCCAACAUCGAGCCCACAAAUCCAAGCUACACAUUUUCCAAGCCCAAUGGAUGCAUAUCAGCCCAUACUCAAUGUGCCUUCCUUUGAUCAUGAAACUGGACUUUUUCCCGGCUUGCAGCCCUGUAUGACGAGCUCUGAUUUUAGAGAUGAGUUUUCGGAUUCCAUGAGGUUUUUUGGUCCUCAGAUGUAUUACGGCGAGCAAACGAGUUAUAUUAAUGCUGCGGGUCCCACAACCUUUAUUGCUCCUCCUCCUUCAGUUGAUCAUUGUGCAAUGAAGUGUGGGCCGGCAUCGGGCCUUGAGGACAUAGACGAGCUGAUCCGUCAGACAUUGGGCCCGCAAUGCGGGUUGAUGGGUGAUGAUGUUAAAUGGGCCUCUACAUUUGAUGAGAUGUUCAAAGGUUGUAUUUGA
Messenger RNA from Striga asiatica, 975 nucleotides. The record is from the annotation of a GenBank genome assembly. NCBI's taxonomy places the organism in Eukaryota, Viridiplantae, Streptophyta, Magnoliopsida, Lamiales, Orobanchaceae.